This is a messenger RNA of Octodon degus (degu), 763 nucleotides long. RefSeq names its product vesicle associated membrane protein 4 (gene Vamp4). Lineage: Eukaryota; Metazoa; Chordata; Mammalia; Rodentia; Octodontidae. The coding region runs from base 216 to 641 and encodes 141 amino acids. Gene Ontology annotation, cellular component: membrane. The transcript is spliced from 8 exons. Gene Ontology annotation, biological process: Golgi ribbon formation; vesicle-mediated transport. The record is from RefSeq and is a predicted model, not a curated record.
UCGGCUCGAUGAGCGGGGGCGCAGCUCCGGCGCAGCGGCCGUCGCCGGGUGCGCGCCCGCAGUCUCCCCCUCUUCUCAGUCUUCCUCGGUCCCCGCUUCUACCCCCGGCCGCCCACCAGCCGCACAUUGCCCGAGAGAGCUGCCGGGAGCUCCCCGGAGCCUCAGGUGGUGAAUACUCUACUGGGAAAUAAAAAAGUACUCCAAGAAUAAAAAAUAUGCCUCCCAAAUUUAAGCGCCACCUAAAUGAUGAUGAUGUCACUGGUUCUGUGAAAAGUGAAAGGAGAAAUCUUUUGGAAGAUGAUUCAGAUGAAGAAGAGGACUUUUUUCUAAGGGGACCAUCUGGACCAAGAUUUGGACCUAGAAAUGAUAAAAUCAAGCAUGUUCAGAAUCAGGUGGAUGAGGUUAUUGAUGUCAUGCAAGAAAAUAUCACAAAAGUAAUUGAAAGAGGGGAGAGACUAGACGAACUGCAGGACAAGUCAGAAAGCUUAUCGGAUAAUGCAACUGCUUUUAGCAACAGAUCCAAACAACUACGAAGGCAAAUGUGGUGGCGGGGAUGCAAAAUAAAAGCCAUCAUGGCUUUGGUUGCUGCUAUCCUUUUGCUAGUGAUCAUCAUUCUUAUAGUUAUGAAAUACCAUACUUGAUCUGAUGGUGGAGCUCCUCAUUAAACAAGAUCUGGGACGUUAUUAUUAAUAAUAGACUGCUGCAUAAUUUAAAUGAAACCUAUGUAUAUAACUUUCAAAACUUCUUUUUCAAGAAACUAAGA